CAAUCCUUGACUCGUUUAUCGGAGACCGUACACGGGUGCAAUUCACCUGCCGCUGGAAAGGACACGUUUGGCGCACCUGGGGAAGGAGAUAUUAUAACGACACAUCGGGAGCUCGAGGCUGCGGCCCGAAGUUAGGACAAUAUGGACAAGAAGCAUGAGGACGUCGCCAUGGUGGCGCAAAUUGACAAGACUUCGGUGUUCCAAGAAGCGCGAGUAUUCAAUCAGAGUCCAAUCUCACCGCGGAAAUGCAGAGUGAUAUUGACCAAACUUGCGUUGUUGCUCUUUACAGGGGAAAGUUGGGCGAGACCGGAAGCCACAACAUUAUUCUUUGGAAUCUCCAAGCUUUUCCAGAACAAAGAUGCAUCCCUCCGCCAGAUGGUCUACCUAGUCAUUAAGGAGCUUGCCAGCUCCGCAGACGACGUAAUUAUGGUGACUUCGUCCAUAAUGAAGGACACAGCCGUUGGAAGCGACGUUGUCUAUCGACCGAAUGCCAUCCGCGCCCUCUGCCGUGUUAUCGACGCCUCCACCGUACAAGCGAUUGAACGUCUUGUCAAACCCUGUAUCGUUGAUAAGAACCCCUCGGUUGCCUCCGCCGCAUUGGUUUCUUCAUAUCACCUUCUUCCGGUUGCGAAAGAUGUUGUCAGGAGAUGGCAAUCAGAGGCCGUCGAGGCUGCUUCAGGCAGCAAGGGAGGUGGUGGAUUCUUGGGUGGUUUUGGUGGCAGCUCACACUCGACCCUUCAGGCGAGCACCAACUACAUGACCCAGUAUCAUGCCAUUGGACUGCUCUACCAGAUGCGCGCUGGUGACAGGAUGAGCUUGGUCAAGAUGGUCCAGCAGUAUUCCGCAGCCGGAGUUGUCAAGAGCCCAGCAGCUACUGUUCUUCUGGUUCGGUUGGCCGCUAAGCUCGCUGAAGAGGAUCCCAAUCUGCGGAAGCCCAUGAUGCAACUUUUGGAUGGCUGGCUUCGUCAUAAGUCUGAGAUGGUCAACUUCGAAGCGGCCAAGGCUAUUUGCGAUAUGCGGGAUGUCACCAAUGCGGAGCUCGUACAAGCAGUCCAUACCCUUCAACUCUUCCUUACUUCUCCACGCGCCGUUACCAAGUUUGCUGCUCUUAGGAUUCUGUCCACCAUGGCAUCAUCCAAGCCAGAUGCGGUUCGGCCAUGCAACCAGGACAUUGAAGCUCUCAUUACGAACUCGAACCGCAGCAUCGCCACCUUUGCUAUCACGACACUGCUGAAGACAGGAAACGAGUCAUCAGUUGACAGACUUAUGAAACAAAUUACCGGAUUUAUGGCCGAAAUUACAGAUGAGUUCAAGGUGACCAUUGUGGAAGCUGUUCGAACGCUGGCUUUGAAGUUCAAAUCCAAGCAAUCUGGGUUCCUUGCUUUCUUGAGCGGCAUCCUGCGGGACGAGGGUGGCUACGAGUUCAAGCGAGCCGUGGUUGAAGCAAUCAUGGACCUCAUCAGAUUUGUGCCUGAGGCUAAGGAGGAUGCGCUGGCCACCCUUUGCGAAUUUAUCGAGGACUGUGAGUUUACAAAGCUGGCAGUUCGAAUUCUGUUCGUUCUUGGAAGAGAGGGCCCAUCCACCCCGCACCCUACAAAAUACAUCAGGUAUAUCUACAAUCGGGUAGUAUUGGAGAACGCCAUCGUGAGAGCUGCAGCCACUUCCGCUUUGGCCAAGUUCGGUGUUGGACAAAAGGAUCCUGAAAUAAAGAAGUCUGUACACGUCUUGCUUACCCGUUGUCUCGAUGAUGUGGACGACGAAGUCCGAGAUCGCGCGGCACUGAAUCUGCGGUUGAUGGACCAGGACGACGAGUUAGCUGCCAGUUUCAUUCGCAAUGAUUCGGUGUUCUCGUUACCUGUGCUCGAGCACCAACUCGCCAUGUACGUGAGCUCGGAUUCGAGGGACACAUUCGAACAACCGUUCGACAUCUCGAAGAUUCCCACGGUUUCGAGAGAACAGGCCGAUGCAGAAGAUCUCACCAAGAAGACCGCCACCACGACGCCGACGAUUAAAGCACCAAGCGCAGGACCAAAGCCAUCGACAACAGGUGCCGACGCAGCGGCUUCCGCAACCGCAGCGGCUCAGAAAUAUGCAGCGGAACUCCAGAAGAUUCCCGAGCUCGCAGCAUAUGGUGGCGUGCUCAAGUCGAGCGCUGUUGUUGAACUCACUGAGUCCGAAACCGAAUACGUGGUUUCGGCAGUCAAGCACAUCUUCAAAGACCACGUUGUCAUCCAGUACGACAUCAAGAACACCCUGCCUGAUACAGUGCUGCUAGACGUACAGAUGGUGGUUACCCCUGAGGAUGAUGGCGACGUCCAGCUAGAGGAAGAGUUCAUCAUCCCAGCGCCUCAGCUCAAAACCAACGAACCCGGCACCGUCUAUGUGUCCUUCAAGCGAUUGGAGACAGAAUCGCAAUACAUCGCCACUUCCUUUACGAACGUGCUCAAAUUCACCAGCAAAGAGAUUGAUCCAAGCACGAACGAGCCUGAAGAGGGUGACGGAUAUGAGGAUGAGUACCAGGUGGAAGACCUUGACCUCAAUGGUGCGGAUUAUGUGGUGCCGGCUUAUGCGGGUAGCUUCGACAACGUGUGGGAGCAGGCGAAGGGGGAUUCGGCGGUUGAAACGCUGCAGUUGAGCAAUAUCAAGAGUAUAGCUGAUGCAACGGAACAGCUUACAAAGACGCUGUCGCUGCAACCGCUUGACGGCACGGACAUUGCGCUCUCCACAUCGACGCACACGCUCAAGCUGUACGGCAAGACCAUCACAGGCGGCAAGGUAGCAGCACUGGUGCGCAUGGCGUACAGCGCAAAGACGGGCAUCACCAUGAAGAUCGAGACCAGGAGCGAGGAGGAGGGCGUAGCCGCAUUGAUCGUCGGCAGCGUAGCGUAAGGGGUUUAGCUGAGAUUAUACGAGGGAGCCUACGUAUUACAUAGAUCGUGGGUUUUGGAGCGUGCGGUCAUGACCCCUUUUUUGUCAUCCAGGCGAGUUGGCGUGGCGCUUUGAGCUAGCCGAAUAUCUAUAUGAUGGUGCGUGCCGGUUGAAAAGUAGAGCGACAGUGUAUGAGGAAUGAUUGAUAUUGAAGUGAAUCCAUAACCUCCU
This is a messenger RNA of Westerdykella ornata, 3099 nucleotides long. Its product is annotated as coatomer subunit gamma. Gene Ontology annotation, biological process: protein secretion; intracellular protein transport; endoplasmic reticulum to Golgi vesicle-mediated transport. Gene Ontology annotation, molecular function: structural molecule activity. The coding region runs from base 142 to 2889 and encodes 915 amino acids. The transcript has 7 exons. Lineage: Eukaryota; Fungi; Ascomycota; Dothideomycetes; Pleosporales; Sporormiaceae. Gene Ontology annotation, cellular component: endoplasmic reticulum; COPI vesicle coat; endoplasmic reticulum-Golgi intermediate compartment. The record is from RefSeq and is a predicted model, not a curated record.